This is a messenger RNA of Prunus armeniaca (apricot), 1131 nucleotides long. NCBI's taxonomy places the organism in Eukaryota, Viridiplantae, Streptophyta, Magnoliopsida, Rosales, Rosaceae. The record is from the annotation of a GenBank genome assembly.
AUGAUAGGUUGGGGAGAUGUUUACAAGGUGGUGGUGGCCAUGGUGCCACUCUACGUUGCCCUAAUUCUAGGGUUUGGUUCUGUGAGGUGGUGGCGCAUCUUCACUCCCGAGCAGUGUGGUGCAAUCAACCGCUUUGUUUGCUUCUUCACUCUCCCACUCUUCACAUUUGAAUUCACAGCUCAUGUUGAUCCUUACAAAUGGAACUACCGCUUCAUUGGUGCGGACGCCAUCUCAAAACUCAUAAUCGUGGCGGUGCUCGCGUUAUGGGCCAAGUGUAGUAGCAAGGGAAGCUAUAGUUGGUCCAUCACAAGCUUCUCCUUGUGCACUUUGACAAAUUCGCUUGUGGUAGGGGUACCCUUGAUGAGAGCCAUGUAUGGUCAGGUAGCCGUUGAUCUUGUUGUUCAAUCAUCGGUGGUGCAGGCUAUCGUGUGGCUGACAAUUCUUCUGUUCGUCUUAGAAUUUCGACGAACGGGGUCGUUAGACAUGCAUAUGAUUUCGGGGACUAACACAAGUCAAUCGGUGGAGCAAGGUGAAGGAGGGAAAGAGGUAGAAGGGUUGGCUGCAAUGAGCACGAUGAGCAGCAGUAGGCCUUCUUUCUGGUACUUGAUGAAGGCUGUGUGGCUGAAACUUGGGAUGAAUCCCAACUCGUAUGCGGUUUUCAUCGGGAUUGGAUGGGCUUUUAUAUCAAGCAGGUGGCAUAUUGAGUUGCCAAGCAUUAUGGAAGGAUCUGUUUUAAUCAUGUCAAGAGCUGGUACAGGCACUGCCAUGUUUAGCAUGGGUAUCUUCAUGGCACUGCAGGAAAAAUUCGUGGCGUGCGGGACGAGCCUGACUAUAAUAGGGAUGGUUUUGAGGUUUAUUGCUGGACCAGCAGCCAUGGCUAUUGGCUCUAUCGCUGUAGGCUUGCAUGGUGAUGUUUUACGUGUUGCCAUCAUUCAGGCAGCAUUGCCGCAGUCCAUUACCUCCUUCAUAUAUGCCAAAGAAUACGGACUCCAUGCAGAGGGUGAUAUUUGGCAUGAUAGCGUCCCUUCCAGUGUUGAUCGCUUACUAUGCAGUUCUAGAAUUUGUGCAUUGACGACUGCACGUGCGUUUCAACCAAUCCAAUGGAUCGCGGUCGAGAGGAAAGAAAGAUGA